This is a messenger RNA of Triticum aestivum (bread wheat), 2099 nucleotides long. Its product is annotated as polyubiquitin. Gene Ontology annotation, molecular function: protein binding. The coding region runs from base 179 to 1480 and encodes 433 amino acids. NCBI's taxonomy places the organism in Eukaryota, Viridiplantae, Streptophyta, Magnoliopsida, Poales, Poaceae. The record is from RefSeq and is a predicted model, not a curated record. The transcript is spliced from 6 exons.
UGACUGACCUGUCUUGUGUCUUCUCCCCAAAUGUCUCGCGGCCUCGCCUCUCGAGUCUCCACACCGCCGUCUUCCUCCAAUGGCGAUGAGCUGCUCAGCGUUUAACUAGUAGCAUCUUCUCCGAGAGCAUUGCAGCGCACGAGAUUGAGAAAAAUCAGCACCCACGCCGUCCGAAUCGAUGAGCAGCGGCGGCGGCGGCGACGACGCGGGGGACGGCGGGCGGGCCGAGUGGCAGCGCAUCUACGACCGGGUCCAGGCGCUCGCCGCCGGCCGCGCGCGGCUGGAGGCGCGCAACAGGACCCAGCACGAGUUCUGGGACGCCCGCGACAAGAUCAACCACUCCCGCCUCCACCAGGCGGAGCUGAGCAGGAGCAGGUGGGAGGCGGCCUGCAGGGAGGUGCUCCCUGGGGAUGAUCCCAAGCUCGCCGAACUGCUAGAGAGUGAUUUGGAGGAUUCAAGAACUUGUGAAGCUCUUUUGGACACCGAAAACUCAGAACUGCUGGUACAACUGAAGGAAGAGCUUCAUGAAAACACUGCAGAUCAUGAGCACAAUUCCGGAGAUUUAAUAUCAGAGCUAAGAAAGUUAAAGCAGGUCUAUGAGACCAGAUGCUCGAAUAAGGAUAAGGAAGCUACUGAAGCAGUGCAGAAAUUUCAACAGAAGUUAGAGGAGCUGCACGUGGCAGCCUGUAAGAAGGAUGAUGAGAUUGGAAGAUUGCAGGCAGAAGCUUCUGCAUCCACAAAUAAGAUACUGGUUCUUGAGGGCAAGCUAAAUGAGAUGCACUCCUUGGAUAAGGCGAAUGAUAUCCAGAGCCUCAAAGUUGGGCAACCUGAGACUCAUAAACACAAGCUUGCCUUCUUAUCAACUAUACAAUCCGAGGAAGCUGGAAAUAGUCUAGAGAUUAUUCAAGAGAAUGCAGAUCAUGGGGCCAUCGCAGGAGAUUUUAGAGCAGAGCUAAGAAAACUGAAGCAAGCUUAUGAAACCCUUAGCUCAAACAAGGAUAAGGAAAUUUCUGCAGCACUUGCAGUGGAGGAUUUUCUUUUGAACAAACUGCUGAGAAUGGACAAGGACAACGCAGGGCUCCUUAAGAUAAAGGAAGUGGAGGCAGCACAAGCUAACGAAGCAGCACAAAAGCUUCAACAGACUGUAGAGGAGCUGCAAGUGGCUGUCCGAAAUAAAGAUGAUGAGAUUGGCACAUUGCGAGCAGAAGUGGGGCACCUUAAGAUAAAACAAGUGGAGGCAGCACAAAAGCUUCAGCAGAAUGUAGAGGAACUGCAAGUGGCAGUCCUAAAUAAGGAUAACAAGAUUGGCAGAUUGCAAGCAGAAGCGGGGAUCCUUAACAUAAAAGAAGUGGAGUCAGUACAAAAGCUUCAGCAGAAUGUAGAUGUGCUGCAAGUAGAAUUACGAAAUAAGGACGAUGGAAACUGUAGAUUGCAAGCAGAAGCUGCUAAUCCAGAAAAAAAAGAUGAAUUUAAGGGAUGAUAUUCUAGAUCACUACACACCUGUUGGUCUCAGUCUCUAGUAGAGUCACCCUAUCAUUGGCGGACCUAGCCCAUGCAUGGAGGCUGCGCAAAGUACAAAGGAAAGUAACUGAUGGCUAUUUGCCUAGAAAAACUACUGAUUAAAUCUCGGUAUUCUUGUUAUAAGCUAACGAAGGUUCAUGGGCAGAACCUGGGCAGCUGCCGGGCUUUGGCGAUCUUGAAUGUAUUUGUUAGAUACUGUAGCCUUUUAGUUUUGUAUGUACAGUGUGUGGAUUAAUUUAGAGGGGUUGUCAGUUCAACCUUAUUGAACCUCCCACCCCCCCUUGGUUCUCUUUUAUAUAGUUGUACCACUUGUCUUCAUAUGGGACUGAUCUCAUAGGAUGAUAUGUCAGAUCUUAGGACUGGUUAAAUGAAGAAUGUCAAACCUUUUCAUGUUUGAUUCAUAUAUCUAAAAUGAAAAAGGACUAAUCUGUAGGAUUCUCGAGCAAUGUGCCUAUAUCACAAUCUCUAUCAACAUUGCGUAGUAUACUUGAUUUUCUGAACACUAACUGGUAUCACCGUGGAACCUGUUGAUUGGUUGCGGCUAACAUUUAGAUUCAUAAUAUGGUGUCUGUCAGAGU